Molecule: messenger RNA, 1896 nt
Organism: Fonsecaea multimorphosa CBS 102226
Lineage: Eukaryota; Fungi; Ascomycota; Eurotiomycetes; Chaetothyriales; Herpotrichiellaceae
Exons: 3
Coding region: 1-1896 (631 amino acids)
Molecular function (GO): protein dimerization activity
Source: RefSeq, a predicted model, not a curated record
AUGACUCAACAAGAUCGCGAGCAGAAUGUCGUAUGGACUCAAGAUAUGCAAGAUGACGGCAUGGUGUCCGGGGUUGGCGACGAGGACUUCACCAAGUUCCUCGACCUCGACAGCGACUUCCAACACUAUGCCGCGAUGAACAAUGGCCACUCGGGCCUCGACACCCCCAUGGGUCGUCUGGGAUUUGGGAACAACGCUGCCGAUCUAGGUUUCUCGGGGCCCGAACAGAUGAACGUCCAUGUGACGUCGACCAGCGACGCAGUCGAUUAUCGCAACCAGCUAUCGACGACCCAGCCAUACGCCCAAUACCCGCAAUAUCAGCAGAUGCAGAUGCCGACGCAGUACCAUGUGCCUCCUACGCCUGUGAGCGCCGAGAUGCACCCGGGGAAAUAUGCGCAACAGAUGGGAAACAAUGGACAGAUUCUGUUCGACCACCAACAGGUGUCGUUCACCCCGCUGGUCUCUCCCGCACAAACGCCAAUGGACGGCGGGUUUGCCAUGUCUGAUUAUGGGCUGGCAGACGAAUUUUUCAGUCCCCUGACGUCUCCUGCGAUUGAAGCGCAGGCUGCCUUUAGCUCGACCGGGACAACAGCCUCGCCUGUCGACCUCAACGAUUUGAAUGCUUCGGGAAAACCGAUCGCGGCUGGUACGAAGCGCCCUCGACGCAAAGGUAGCAAUACUGCUCGUACACCUGCUCGAAGCGUAAAGCAAUCUCCUGCGAUGAAACCUCAACCGCGCCGGCGACAUCCCUCGCUGACAUCCUUGCCUAUGGACAAAAUUCGAGCCAUGCUUCCUCAGGGAGUGCCAGGCUCAACACUACAUCCAUCGGCGCCCAAUAGCGCCGUGCUUCAGGGGAGCGAUGACUCGGUUUCUCCAGAACCUUUGUCCGAAGCUGCGAUGAGGCCUCCUCCUGUGCCUCAUCCGGGCAAAUCGCCGCAGUCGACAAGCAGCAGUCAGAAUGCGCAGUCGGCCAAUCCGGUCACUCCUGCCACCUUGAUGAGGAUGCCCAGUAACCAAUCAGUGCCCAUGAGGCAGAUGGAGCACCCCGGCCCUGUCCAGAGCGCGGAUGAGCCUAUGGAGGAUAUUAUGUUACCUGCGGCAGCGGCUUCAGCAACCGGGUCCCAGGGCUUGCAAAAUGUUGACGCUGGCAAGACCUCUGUUUCCGGCGAGAACACUCCGACUCUUUCAGCCAAAUCCGCCAAGAUUAGCGCCGCCAGCACGCCUCGAAGUGCGCUGACAAGGGCGACGUCGCAAGAGACAUUUGCCAAACCUGGAAAAAUUGAAAGCCGGGGAGGAGGUCGUGCCAGCAAGAAACGCCAGAGCACCUCCUCUGCCACAAUUUCUCCAGCGUUGCGACCCAAAAUUUCCCCGAGUAUCAGCCCACUGGCUCCUGCGACUGGUGCGGGCAUGUCACAUCUUUCGGCGGAGACGAGUGCUUUGUAUCUCGCGUCCAAGUCGAACUAUCAGAAUAUCCUAGAAGGCACACAUCUUCCAGGAGUUUCGUACCCUGAGACUCUGGCUGAGAAUCUGACGUCGAAGCGAACAUCACACAAAAUCGCGGAGCAGGGCCGACGAAAUAGAAUCAACCUCGCACUGAAAGAGAUCGAAGCUCUCCUCCCGGCGUCUAUCCUCGUGGCCAACAGCAAGAAAGACAGACCGCCCAAAGACGAGAACGAGGAUGGAGACACAUCGGCGACUGCAACGACAGGCAAACCCCCCGCGCCCGGACAGGGUGCGAGCAAGGCAAGCACGGUUGAAAUGGCCAUUGUCUACAUUAAGAGCUUGCAAAGCGAAUUGAAAGAGACCAAAGAAAGACUGGAAGCGGCUGAGAAGAAAGCUGCCGAAGUGGGCAACAGGGAGAGCAGCACAGAGUGCCAAGGCACCUCGGAUGCGUAG